Molecule: messenger RNA, 3676 nt
Organism: Chiloscyllium plagiosum (whitespotted bambooshark)
Lineage: Eukaryota; Metazoa; Chordata; Chondrichthyes; Orectolobiformes; Hemiscylliidae
Source: RefSeq, a predicted model, not a curated record
GUGGAUUUGCUUGACAUGAUUGACAUGUGGUUUGUACUUAGGACUGUAAGUGAUUCUACUUUUUCAAUGAAGAUCUUCUGUUCCUGCUAUGGACAAAAAAUGACUUGGAUACAUUUCUUGGGCUUCCUGUUUAUUACUCAGUUGUUUGGUUUUGCCAAUUGCAUUCCUAAGUGUGACUUUAGUUCAGAAGUCCUUUUCUGUAGUGGCAAAUUAAUAACCGAAAUGCCCGCAACUAUACCAUCAAAUACAACUCGAUUAACAUUUUUGAACACCAAUAUUUCUGUCGUAAGAGCUGGAGUCCUUCAGAAUUAUUCAGCUUCACUGACAAUGCUUGCAUUUAAUGAUAAUAAUAUACAUAAAAUAGAAAUUGGAGCUUUGGAUGAUCUUACAAACCUGACACAACUUGAGAUAACAGGUAAUCCAUUGGAAAGAUUGAGCACGGGAAUGUUUGACAACUUUCCACAAAUGAAAAACCUCUAUCUGUCUGAAAACAAGAUCAAUAUCCUGGAUAGUGGAUUAUUUGAUAAUCUUCCCAAUUUAGUUGAGCUGAGAUUGUUUGAGAAUGAAAUACAAGUCCUUCCUGCUCAGAUAUUUGACAAAUUGACACUGCUUAAAAGACUGCAUUUGGCUAAAAAUCAGAUAAGCAAUCUGCCUUCGGGAAUAUUUGAAAAUCUUUCCAAACUCAUGCAGCUCAAACUUUCCCAUAAUCAGCUCACUGAUCUCCAGGAAGGUAUUUUUGAUAAUCUUCCUGAAUUAGUGGAACUUUCUUUGACAAAUAACAGUGUAACACAUCUCCCACCUGGAAUCUUUUCCAAACUGCUUCAAUUACAGAAACUAUAUUUGAACCACAACAGAAUCACAGAGCUUCCAUUUGGACUGUUACAUAAUUUAACAAAAAUAUCUAAAUUGAAACUUGAAUCUAACAUGCUCUCAAGUCUUCCUACUAGUUUAUUUGGAUUAACACCAAAUCUCAUUACACUUUCACUGACUGAAAACAAACUCAGCACUAUUCCUGAUGAUAUGCUCAGUAAACUGCCUAAUUUAAAAACUCUGAUAUUGAGCCAGAAUCAGAUUACUCAUCUUCCAAAGAAAGCUUUCAAUGGCCUUGAGAAAUUAACUCAACUUCAGCUGAAUGAAAAUAAACUUGUUACCUUAGAUAAAGACAUUUUUAAAAACUUACACCUUUUGAAAAGGCUUGACCUUGCUUCAAAUCAACUAUCUGAUGUACCUGAUGGAACAUUUGAUAAUUUGAGAAACCUGGCUUCAUCUGGACUCAAUCUGCUACAUAAUCAUUUCGUCUGUGACUGUCACUUAUUGUACCUUAGAAAUUGGAUGAAGUCGAAUGAAAAUAAAGUGAAAUCAUAUUCUGAGAUGAAGUGUUACAUGCCUGAUGAUCUUACUACAAGGGUUAUUCACUCUUUAAGGGAAGAAGAACUAAUCUGCCUAACUACAACAGAGAAAAGCACAACUGCAGAAAUUUCAACUUCUACCACGGUCAUGUUGACAUCUACUGGGAUUAGUACAACUACAACAGAAUUGACAACAGAACAGCUCAGCACCACAGAGAUUUCAACUUCUAGUGUGACCACUUGGGUAUCUACUCCCAUUUCCACAUUAACAACAGAGUUCACAACAGAGCAGAGCAGCUCUUUGGUGGCAUCAACUGCAUCUAUGAAGACAUCAACAGCCCCUACUAUAGUGACAACUGAAUUAUUAACAGAGCUAUUAACGACUACAGAGAUUUUACUCCCAACCGUGACUCCAAUAUUAUCGACCCCCUGCACGACAACAACAGCGACAGCAACAAAACAGACCACGAUUCCAGCAAUUUCAACUUCUGUUGCGACUACAUUAUUUUCUGUUCCCAGUACUGCAAUGACAACAGAACAGACCACUACUCCAGAAAUUAUAACUUCUGCUACUGAAAGUGUGAGUACAGCCACAACAAUGAUUUUUACAACUACCAGCAUAACAUCCAAGCAAUCAUCACCUUUUGUGCUUCAUAUUCCUUGGUCAUCCAUAGUGCCAAGGAGCACUUCACUGGAGACUGAGAGUACACAGGAAGUGGGUUCAUCUACAAUGGAUACAAUCUACCACUCUACUUUAGCUCCACAGCCCAACCCAACCUACCACUCAGUGGAGAUUCACCCGAACACCAUAAUGCACUUAGACUCACUGGCAUUCCAAAGAUUCCCUGCUCAUUGAUGAACAGGACCUGAACAUCCUAGAGAAGGGGAAGAUGGCACUGCCAUCCUGAUGGAUGGAGUGGUGUAGAGGAGGGCAGUCCUCUUCUCUGUGCACUGGCAGAAGAUGCUGUGUCACCAGAUCCUGCCAGCCUUCUCUGAGGCUACUGCCCAGGUCAGUGUCACCCCCACUGUGUGGUCAGGUGGUCUGCUAUGCCUGAAAGUCAAUGAUCUUCUUCAUUCUGCAAAGAUAAGUGGCCACAUUUUCCCUCUCCAAGCUCAUCCUAACUCUCUCUCUCUCUGCCACUGAACACUGCCCGAUAACAGACUUCAGAACAUCUGCUCAACGCUCGAAGAGGAACUUGGAGUGGGAGGAGAAGGAUCCAAUUGUUGUGAUGCAUGUAUGUACCAGUGAUGUGGGCAGGAUAAAGAAGGAGCUUUUGUAUAGUCACUCUGAGGAGCAAGGUGCCAAAUUAAGACACAGGAUUCAAAGGUCAUAAUCUCCACACUAUUACUUCAGCAAUAUGCAAUUGACAUUGGACAAAUCAGAUCAGAGUGAUGAAGGUGUGGCUCAAAGAUGGGUGCAGUAGAAGUGGGUUCUGCUUUGUGGGGCAUAGACAGAAGGACUGGGGAAAGUUGGACAGUCUCCACCUGAAUCAUGGUGGGGUUGGUGUUCUUGUCAAUCGCAUAUCAAGGGAAGCAAAGAGGAUUUUAACUUGAAUAGGGAGUGCAAGGAGUCAAAUUCAUGAAGAUGUGGAAAAUCAAGGGAUUGACUUAAGUGCAAAGAGCAAAGUAUUAAUAGGGGAAAUGAUAAACAGAUAGUGACAGGCUAGAGAACAUGAAGAAAUAAACGUUGAUUUUUAAAAAUAGUUCACAUUACAGAAGAGAAGCUUCUGCAGGUCUUAUAGAAUACAAAGGUGGAUACAUCUCUGGUACCUGAUCUAACGUAUCCUAGCAUGUUAUGGGAAGUAAGGGAGGAAAUUGCGAGAUCCCUUGCAGAAAUAUUUGCAUCAUCUAUGACUAUGGAUGAGGUGUAUGAUGACUGGAGCGUGAUUAAUGUGUUUUUGUUGAAAAAUGUUUGUAAGGAGAAAUUGGGAAACUAUGGACCUAUGAGUCUGACUUCGGUUGAGGUUAAGUUGUUGGAGGAGAUCAUAAAAAAUAGGAUUUAUGGGCAUUUAGAGAGGCAAAAAUUAAUUAGGGAUAGUCAGCAUGGUUUUAUGUGAGGAAAAUUGUGUAUCACAAAAUGUUUGAGUUCUUUUAAGGAAAUUACCAAAAGGAUUGAUGGAGGACUUUAAUAAAGCCUUUGACAAUGUUCUGCAUAGCAGACUAAAUAGUAAAGUUAGAUCACAUGGGAUUCAGCGUGAGCUUGCCAAUUGGAUACAAAAUUGGCUUUACGGCAGGAAAUAAAGAAAGGUAGUGGAGGGUUGAUUUUUGGACUGGAGGCCUGUCAUCAGCAGUGUUCCACAGGGAUUGGUUCUGGAUUCUCUUUUGUU